UCCAGAGCGGAGCUUGGCGAGCGGCUGCUCGGCAGCUCGACCCUCCUUGCAGCCCUAGGCUGCCCACAAUGGCAUCCUACAGCACCUCGCACCGACCCAUCAAGGGGAUCCUGAAAAAUAAAGGUUCGGCGACCACCUCCGUGGGAGUUUCUGGCCAGCAGUCUGGAGGAGCAACCCAAGUGAUCAAGAGAAAGAAGUCUCAGAGGUGGGAUGAAUCCAACAUCCUUGCGACCCACUGCUUAUCAUACAGGGAUUAUGAUUUGGUGAAAGCAAGUGAACCAGGCACUCACUUCGUUGGUGUACAAGAUACUGCGAGAGAUUUUGAAGGCAAAGAAAUUGUGACCCCGGAUACGCUAGCUAAGAAGUUAGCUGACAUGGACACUUUCGGAAACAAAGGAUCAAUAGAAGAUAUGGAGACCGGCAAAGCACCUACCAACCGGCUCCUUCUCAACAAACAAGAACGGCGGCGACAAUUUGAACUGAAGAGAAAACUUUACUACAGUGAAGGACUAAACAUCAAGCUUGCUCGCAUGUUACUCUCUCAAGACCUACAGGAUGAAGUGGAUGAAGAUGAGAACCAAGGCCCUAAAGAAAACAGCACUAGUGAAGUUCCUGCAGGUGAAGAUGAUAUGAAUACCGAGUAGUGCAACUUUUAAAGGCAGACCCAGUAG
Molecule: messenger RNA, 671 nt
Organism: Octodon degus (degu)
Lineage: Eukaryota; Metazoa; Chordata; Mammalia; Rodentia; Octodontidae
Product: type-1 protein phosphatase inhibitor 4-like
Exons: 1
Coding region: 69-644 (191 amino acids)
Biological process (GO): regulation of signal transduction
Molecular function (GO): protein phosphatase inhibitor activity
Source: RefSeq, a predicted model, not a curated record